This is a messenger RNA of Nyctereutes procyonoides (raccoon dog), 3473 nucleotides long. It is a transcript of the gene SLC25A44, whose product is annotated as solute carrier family 25 member 44. The transcript has 4 exons. Bases 448 to 1392 code for a protein of 314 amino acids. Gene Ontology annotation, molecular function: branched-chain amino acid transmembrane transporter activity. The record is from RefSeq and is a predicted model, not a curated record. Gene Ontology annotation, biological process: transmembrane transport; branched-chain amino acid catabolic process. Gene Ontology annotation, cellular component: mitochondrion. NCBI's taxonomy places the organism in Eukaryota, Metazoa, Chordata, Mammalia, Carnivora, Canidae.
GGUUAGGAUUUCCAACAGACCCGAAACACAAGGUGACCCAUUUACAACCAGAUCCUCAAGACCGGCCAGAUGACCGGACUUCUGCAAACAAGAAAGGACACGCACGCGCCGUGGAACUGAGGGCGGGACGAGGCCAGUGAAGGCGUGGCUUCUGCCCGAGUUCAAGAUGGACGCGGGCCCCGCCCAUCCCCGCCCAGGGGGCGACAAGGGAGAGGCUCAAGGCUCAGCACGCGAUUGGUGGAGUUGCCCGCGGGGCGGGAGUGACAGUGUCCCGACUUCCGGUUCCGGGAGUACCCGGAGCCGGGUCGAGAUGGAGGAAGAUGCCCGGGUGUGCCGGAGGCUGCCCGGCAUGGAGGCUAGAGUGGGAGCUGUGGCCUAGAGGCCCGGGCUUGGAGUUCGCCUCAGUCGCGGGGGAACCGCCCUGAUCGGAGGAGGUCUUCAGGCGCCAUGGAGGACAAGCGCAACAUCCAGAUCAUCGAGUGGGAACACCUGGACAAGAAGAAGUUCUAUGUGUUUGGUGUAGCAAUGACAAUGAUGAUUCGUGUCAGCGUCUACCCAUUCACCCUCAUCCGCACCCGGCUGCAGGUUCAGAAAGGCAAGAGCCUCUACCAUGGGACUUUUGAUGCCUUCAUCAAGAUCCUGCGAGCAGACGGUGUUACUGGCCUCUACCGGGGGUUCCUGGUCAACACCUUCACCCUCAUCUCUGGCCAGUGCUAUGUCACCACAUAUGAGCUCACCCGGAAAUUUGUCGCUGACUACAGCCAGAGCAACACCGUCAAAUCACUGGUGGCCGGUGGCUCAGCCUCCCUCGUGGCUCAGAGCAUCACAGUGCCCAUUGAUGUGGUGUCCCAGCACCUGAUGAUGCAGCGCAAGGGUGAGAGAAUGGGCCGCUUCCAAGUGCGAGGGAGCCCAGAUGGACGAGGGGUAGUUGCCUUUGGCCAAACCAAGGACAUCAUCAGGCAGAUCCUGCGGGCUGAUGGGCUGCGAGGCUUCUACCGAGGCUACGUGGCUUCACUGCUUACCUACAUCCCAAAUAGUGCUGUUUGGUGGCCCUUCUAUCAUUUCUAUGCAGAGCAACUCUCGUACCUCUGUCCUAAAGAGUGCCCGCACAUUGUCUUUCAAGCCGUGUCAGGGCCCCUGGCUGCGGCCACCGCUUCCAUCCUCACCAAUCCCAUGGAUGUCAUCCGAACCCGCGUGCAGGUGGAAGGCAAGAGCUCCAUCACCCUGACCUUCCGACAGCUGAUAGCCGAAGAGGGGCCUUGGGGCCUCAUGAAGGGCCUCUCGGCCAGAAUCAUCUCUGCCACGCCCUCUACCAUCGUCAUCGUGGUUGGUUACGAGAGCCUCAAGAAACUCAGCCUCCGACCUGAGCUGGUGGACUCCAGACACUGGUAACCCAUGGUGGGGAGUGAACCCCAAUGUUUGCCACACUACUUACUCUAGGGCGGGUAGCACCCUCCCCACGUGCCCCCACCACAUUUGCAGCCUGCCCUGGGCCAGGUGGUCUGUCUGGGACAGAGCAGAGACUCUGAACUGCUCUUGCUGAAGAGGCUCCACACCUGGACCCCCUGCUCCUGUUAUUUUUCAUUUUCUUGCCAAACUAGGCUCCCUCGCUCAGUCCCGGUCCUUGGUCCUGUCCUAAGGAAACCCACCAUCCACACCAGUUCUGCCGCACCUGUCCCCUGUGAACCCUUCUUCUGGCUUCUCCCACCAUCUGUGUCCCUGCAAUCCUGACAAGAGCUGUACAUAGAGCUUGCUUACUAUCUCACUGGUCUUCCUCUUGGGCUUUCAGCCCAGGUUCCAAGCAGCUGCCAUCAGCCCUUUCCUGCUUAGUAUCAUAGGCUGGGUGUUUUUACUUGGGACUGAGCUGCCCACCAGACUGUUCUGUUUUUCCCUGCCACCGGGGCAUGGUGCCAGGUGCCAGGUACUUCUGCACAGGGAGCAGGAGCAGCACAGACCUCUGAUUCUUCAGAGCACUUGUCCUCUCUUUGGAGAGUUAUUAGGUCGGGGACAAAUGUUGAUACUUUAUUUUGUGUAUUUUUUUUGACAUCUGUGAACUAGGUACUGUCAGUACUGCUGAGGCGCCAAUCCUGCAGUUAGAGCCCACCCCUUGCUCAGACAGGUGGAAAAGGUGGCUUUCCCCUCAAUUCCAGUUACCUAUCUCUUCCACUUCCUUCAGAGCCAGCAGCCCCAGGACAUGCAGGCCGCUGGCUGCCCCUGGUCCAGAUGAUGGGGUGGGGGCAGUUUGGAGUAGAUGGAGCGGCCUGGGUGCUGUGGCACAACAGCUGCUCUGGAAAGCCCCAGUGCACCUGCCGAGAGCUGCCCAGUGAAGCCUGGGAGAGGUGGUGGGGCCACUCACAUCUAUACCCCAGUCACCGGAACUCACACAGUUCUCACAACAGGAAUCUCUGAGUUGUGGAACCACUGGUGUUUCUCCUCAUCCCUCUCAAGGGAUGCUGGGGGAGUAAGGAGUGGGUCAGGAGGUCACCCGCACCAGGACUGCACUUACCAGCCCGACACUGCCCAGCAGAUGUGGCCACCGCCCAGCCAGCCCUCCUCCACCACUGGGCCUGUGAGGCGGGGUGUGGUGCCCCUAAUGACAAAAGGCCUGUCAGACCCUGCACUCCUACUGCACAUGUGUGGCCUCUCAUCAUUCCCCUGGGAAAGGCCGAGGAGCCAACUUGAAAGGUGCUAGCUACCUGAGGCCUUGACACUUCCUACGGCUGCCCCAUCUUCUGUCGCCCAGGCGGAUCAGAGCCAAAGCCUGCUCCUCUACCUUCGCUGCUGCCACCACCACCUCUGCCUGUCUGGGUCCCAAACCUUCCAGGGUUAUUUCCAUUUACUUACCUUCGGUGUGUCCCCCAGUGUCUGUCCGCUGAUGGUUGCCAUCCCACCUCUCUGCACAGGUGACUCUGAACCUCCUGCCCCUCCCUCACCCACCUGCCCCCAGAGCCACCAGUAGCAUGGAGGUCAGGGCCUCUGUCCCUGCUCUCUCUGCGCCUCAGCCCUCCCCAACUUCCAGGGGCUUGUGGGCUCAGAGUGCUCAGACCGCUUUCCCCCAACUCUCCGGGCAGGGUGCCGCCCCCCCGCCCCCCUCGCCCUCUUUACCUCCCUCCAUUCUCCCCAUCGCCCUCACCCCCUCCCCCUUCACACACACACACUCUCUCUCGCGCACCCGCACGGUCCGAUAGGAUGCCGUGCGUCUCCCGACAGGAAGCCCUGACCGCUGCUCUCCCAUCCAGCACUUCAGGGGCUUUGGUCUGGCUGGGUUACGGGGCGCCCGGCGGGGAGGCGACCGAAGGCCACGCCCGCUGGACUUGGGGGCCAGCUGGUCCGUGGCCAGGAACUGAAAGGAACGUGGGACACUGGGUAGGCGUCUGGUAGACUGGACUCCUGUGAACAUUAGCGGCGGACACUCACUGCUGCACUGUACGAAGUCUCUGACGUGUAAUUAAAAGUUUUUAUUGAGCCCCUGA